UUGUGUAUAUUGUGAAAGAUUUUCUUUGGACAUUGGCUACCUUUUUCUCCUCCACCACUGCUCCAUCCUCUUUCCACCUCCUUACCUCAUGUCUCAUUAACCUACACAGAGGUCGGGGCUCUAACACAUGAAAAUGUGCAUAAAUGGGCUUAUUUAUUCUGAUGUUGUCACAGUUAUUUGUCAAUGGAUUCUCACGUGAUGACAGUGUAUUUGCCAAGUGUGCAAGGAUCCUACAGGCUAACAGCAACUAACAACAGCAAGAAAGCAGCAUUUACUAACAGAAAAGGUCAGGAAAUCCUCAACCACUCACACGAGUUGUCUGUCCCAUAGUCCCUACCGUAGCCUCAAUUAAACACUUGAAACAGAAUUCAGUUGACUGCAAUAUACUGACAUCUCGUGGUGACAUUUUACACACUGUAUCUCUUAAAUAAAUAAAAGAAAUCCAGCCUGACACAGAACCUGAGAGCUGCAUCUGGCCCUUCCACUGAUCCAUCUACUGUUUGUCUCUUUGAGGCAUCAUCAGAAACGGUCUCAGUCGAGGGGUGGUUGUCAAGAACCCAUCCUUAAGGAAAGGAAACGGGGCAAAAAAACUGAGUCCAGGUCAGUCUGAGCAUGCAGUCCUUGACCGAGGAGAUCCAAAAUUUCUCUCGGACGCGGCUGAGGAAGCAGUGCACCCGUGUGACCUCACUGAGUGGCCGUCGCAUCAUUGAGACUUGGAAGGGUUCAACAAUCACUGUGGUCGAAGACCCUGCUCCCCCUUCAGAGAAGAUGCUGGGAUAUGUCCCUGACACUUCCUGGGACCUGCAGGUUGGCAUUGUCAAGCCCUUCCUCCUACUGGGUUCUCAGGAUGCUGCACAUGACUUUGGCACGCUGAGAAAACACAAGGUGUCUCACAUCCUGAAUGUGGCCUUUGGGGUGGAGAAUGUCUUUCCGGACCUGUUCAUCUAUAAGACUGUCAGUAUUCUGGAUCAUCCCGACACCGAUCUCCUCCCUCACCUCCAGGAAUGCUGUGACUUCAUCCAGCAGGCUCAGACUGAGAAAGGCGUGGUGUUGGUCCACUGCAACGCUGGGGUGUCACGUGCACCGGCUGUGGUCAUUGGCUACCUGAUGUCAUGCGAUGGCCAGUCUUUUGAUGCUGCCCUCUCAUUGGUCAAGUCAGCUCGCCCCACCUCCUCACCAAACCCCGGCUUCCUGGAACAACUGAGGAACUACAAAACACCAGCAACGAAUGGGUCCUGAAGUACAAAGACAAAAUGAGAAGAGGGCUGGCUUAUCCAGAGGUACCAU
Oreochromis aureus is the source of this 1287-nucleotide messenger RNA. RefSeq names its product dual specificity phosphatase 19a (gene dusp19a). Gene Ontology annotation, molecular function: JUN kinase phosphatase activity. Bases 613 to 1239 code for a protein of 208 amino acids. Gene Ontology annotation, cellular component: cytoplasm. The transcript has 6 exons. NCBI's taxonomy places the organism in Eukaryota, Metazoa, Chordata, Actinopteri, Cichliformes, Cichlidae. The record is from RefSeq and is a predicted model, not a curated record. Gene Ontology annotation, biological process: regulation of MAP kinase activity; protein dephosphorylation.